AUGAAUCGACAGUACCAACGCGAAGAAAUUCAGCGCAUGCUCCAGCGUUGGCAGCAGCUACGCCAGCAGUUUGGUGAUCGUGCCGUCAACGUGCCGGAAUUUGCCCAUUUGAGCAAGGUUCUCAAAGCCAUACAACAACAACAGCAGCAACAGCAGCAGCAAAAUAAACCCAAUUCCGGGGCCAAUCAAUAUAUGCAGCAGGCUCAGCAGACCGGUACCCCUAUGGGAAACACAAAUGUGCCUAUGAAUUCAGCAAAUAUGGCUCCUCGUCCUCAGCAAGGAAAUGGGUCGGCGCAGACCAUGAACGGUGCGAAUGCCCGAUAUAUGGGAAACAAUAUGAUGAACAUGGCCUCACCGGUUUCCCAGUCUUCGCAACAACAGUCUCCAGUAAUGAAUAACAUGCCUCCACAGACACAGCAGCAGCUUCAACAACAACAACAAAGACAACGGUUUGCAGCAGCUCCACCAGGUACUAACGUAGGCACUCCCAUGUCUACCUCACAACACUCAACUCCUCAAAUGCAACAGAAUCCUGUCAUGGGCAAUAGAAACCACAUGCAGCAGGGAGGAAUGCAGCUAAACAAAACUACAAACCAGAACCAACAAGCUUCCGCGGGACAACAACCUUUCCCAGUGCCAGGCGCAACUGCUGCACAAUCUGCCUUUUCGGCUCAGCAAUUCCAGUUGCUCAAGUCGCAGUAUCAGGCUUUGAAGUACUUGCUCAAAGCACCUGCUCCAGGCAGCCCGCCAAUUCCCCAAAACCUCGUGGAAAUCGUGUGCUCCGACAGACUUGCAUUCGCCCAAAACUCUUACCUUCCAGCGGCUAACGUGCCUUCUGAUAGCCCGGUAGCUGGUGCGGAAAAUGAUGUUAGACUAGCAAGAAACCUGGGCAUGGCUGCUAACGUGAGAAACCCUUCCAUACCGCAACAGGAACAUCAGCUUUCAGGAAUGCCACCAACAAACCACUCAGCAAUGCUAGGAAACGCACCAACGGCCAACCAGAUGAGUCCUCACUUAAUGAACCCACAAGCUGCCCAAUUGCAACAGCAGGCUCAAGUACAGGCUAACCUCCGCCAGGCGGCUCCACAAGAACUGCUUUUGUCACAGGCGGCUGCACAAGCAGCAGCACCAACAAGCGCAGGUCUUGCUGACUCUAAUCCAGUUGUUGGCGCCGCCCCACAUUUGCAAGCCAGCCAACUUCAGCGUCAAUCCGUGCACACAACUGCUUCUCCCCUUACUAGUUUCGAACCUUACGACCAGAAAUCUAAUGCCAGCACACCAGCAAUUGCACCUACGACAAGUUUACAACAGCAAGAAAGUCAGCUUAAAAAUGUGCAACAGUCAGCAUUUGUUACCCUCUCACCAAAACCACCAGUGUACAUUGAUGACCUUGAUGUGCCAAAGAAAGACAAGGAUAAUGUUGUUGUACCUAUCCUGAAGCCGGAAAUUCAGGUCGAUGCGUUUGAAGUACCUCAAUUAAUCGACACGAAAGAUAUACCGUUCAAAUCAUUAUAUUCGCUGCAGAGUAAAGUGCUGUUCCCAGCACUCAUGCCAACCAGCUUCGACCCCGAUUCGAUUGCCGCGAAUAGAGAGGCGCUGAUUCUCCUAUUGAUAGACGCUGAGUUAACUCGUUUGAAUAUGAAAUUAGAGUCUGCCGAUGAAGACCAGAAGGCUGCGAUCGAAGCUGAGAUUUACAAACUUGAACUUUUACCGUUCCAGAAAGAAUUGCGUGGAAAGAUAUUAUCUCACGUUUGGUUCAGUAAGUCUCUUCUUCCCAAUUCACACCCCAAUGUGCUUGCAAAGUGCUCGCACCUUAAUUCCGAAAAUGCUCAAAUGACUCAAAACAUGUACAAGAGGCAGCUUUACUCGCUUGCCCAAGCCCAGAACCGCAAGCUUCGUGUCACAUUGAAUGAAAUUAUUGCACAUCAAUCAAAGAAGCGUGAUAGGUUGUUUGCCAAGAGAGACAAAAGAGCGAAGAUUUGCAGCAAGAUUGAUAGUUUCCACAGUCAGAUCGCGAGAGAAGAGCAGAAGAAGCUCGAACGUAUGGCCAAGCAACGUUUACAAGCCUUGAAACUGAACGAUGAGGAAGCAUACUUGAAAUUGCUCGACCAUACUAAAGAUACCAGAAUUACGCAUUUGUUGAAACAGACAAAUCAAUUUUUGGAUACGUUGGCCCAAGCCGUUCAAGCGCAGCAGCGCGACUCUGGUAAGGUUGAUGAACCUAUAAACGACGAAAAGAGAGAAAAGAUUGAUUACUACAACGUUGCUCACAGAAUUAAGGAAGAUGUCACAAAACAGCCAUCCAUUCUGUAG
This is a messenger RNA of Meyerozyma guilliermondii ATCC 6260, 2313 nucleotides long. RefSeq lists its product as uncharacterized. Gene Ontology annotation, cellular component: nucleus. NCBI's taxonomy places the organism in Eukaryota, Fungi, Ascomycota, Pichiomycetes, Serinales, Debaryomycetaceae. Gene Ontology annotation, biological process: regulation of DNA-templated transcription. The record is from RefSeq and is a predicted model, not a curated record. The transcript has a single exon. The coding region runs from base 1 to 2313 and encodes 770 amino acids. Gene Ontology annotation, molecular function: ATP binding.